UCCAGAGCCCAGAGCGAGGACCCAGCGUGAGUGAGCAGCAGCGUCCAGCAUGAUGAAGGCGCUCGGGGCUGUCCUGCUCACCCUGCUGCUAUGCAGGCAGCCAGGGAGAGGACAGCUACAGGAGGAGGACGACGACGGGGACUAUGGGCUAGACACCUACGAAGAGAAAGAUGACGAUGAGGAUGAAGAGGAGGAGGCCAACAGUAUUCCUGGCAGCAGUGGCAGAGGGCUGCGGUGCUACACCUGCCAGUCCCUGCGCAGGGAAGAGAGCUGCAACCUGACGCAGAGCUGCGCACUCAGCCAGACCUUCUGCACCACCCUCGUGGCCCACGGGAACACUGAAUCAGGCCUCCUGACCACCUACUCAACGUGGUGUGCAGAUAGCUGCCAACCUGUCACCAGGACAGCAGAAGGGACCCAGAUGACCGUGACCUGCUGCCAAUCCACCCUGUGCAACAUCCCACCCUGGCAGGGCUCCCGAGUCCAGGACUCGCCGGGCAAUGGAGCAGCUUUGGAGAAUAAACCUGAAGCAUCUUUCAUGAUCCAGCCAGCACUGGCUCCUCCCAGCUGGGUCUGUUUCCUCAGUUUCCCUGCCCAGCAGCCUUGGCCUCCGUGCUCCACUACCUGUGAGCAGCAUGAUGGCAGCUUGCGGGUGUCAGCCCCAGGCCCCCAAGAGCUGCAGCUCACAGGGUGGGUCCACCAGCCCAGCCCGAGCUAAGAUGACACUCACCAUGCACCUGG
Microcebus murinus (gray mouse lemur) is the source of this 741-nucleotide messenger RNA. The record is from RefSeq and is a predicted model, not a curated record. NCBI's taxonomy places the organism in Eukaryota, Metazoa, Chordata, Mammalia, Primates, Cheirogaleidae.